Schistocerca cancellata (South American locust) is the source of this 1035-nucleotide messenger RNA. RefSeq names its product protein obstructor-E. Gene Ontology annotation, cellular component: extracellular region. Gene Ontology annotation, molecular function: chitin binding. The transcript is spliced from 4 exons. NCBI's taxonomy places the organism in Eukaryota, Metazoa, Arthropoda, Insecta, Orthoptera, Acrididae. The coding region runs from base 51 to 746 and encodes 231 amino acids. The record is from RefSeq and is a predicted model, not a curated record.
AUGUGUGUCGCGGCGGCCGCGGGAGGCUCAGUCUGCCCGCUGCCUCAGCCAUGAACGCCGCCGCAGUCUUCGCCGCCGCUGUCGCGCUCGUCCUUGGCUCUGCGGAGGCGGGCGUGCUGCUGCACGUGCCCGCGUGCCCGGAGCCACUGGGCGUGCAGACGUACCCGCACCCCGACCUGUGCGACCACUUCUUCCUCUGCACCAACGGCACCGUGACGCUGGAGCAGUGCGAGAACGGGCUGCUGUACGACGGCAAGGGCGCCGCGCACAACCACUGCAAUUACAACUGGGCCGUCGACUGCGGCACGCGCAAGGCCGACCUCACACCGAUCAGCACGCCCGGCUGCCUGUACCAGUUCGGAAUCUACCCCGACAGCGCGCAGUGCAGCACCACCUACGUCAAAUGCGCCUUCGGCGUGCCGCACCAGACGCCGUGCGAGCCCGGCCUCGUCUACGACGACAAGACCCACAGCUGCAACUGGCCCGACCUGCUGCUCGACCAGUGCAACCCUGAAGCUGUCGUGGGCUUCAAGUGCCCGACCAAGGUGCCGUCCAACACGGUGGCGGCCAAGUUCUGGCCGUACCCCCGUUUCCCCAUCCCCGGAGACUGCGGGCGCCUCAUCACGUGCGUCAACGGCUACCCGCGCCUCAUCUCCUGCGGCGAGGGCAAGGUCUUCGACGAGUCCAGCCUCACCUGCGAGGAGCCCGAGCUCGUUCCCAAGUGCGCCAACUACCUGAGGAAGUAAGACAACCGUCUGCAAAUAUUCUGGAGCAUGCUGCUGUGCGCCACACCUUACAGUUAAUUUCUUAGAAAAUGUGAAAAUAUAUUACCACAAAAAUUAUUUAUGAUGUUCAAAAUUGUGUAUGUAAAGUCCUAACAGAUUUUAAGACUGCAAGAAAUUCUCCCAGAAUAAUGUAAUUAUUGUACAAAUGUUGUCGUCUCUGUAGAAUAAGUACUGUAUAUCUGGUUCAGUGGUAUACACUAAUGUCCACCGAAUAAAGUUCUUUACCCAAUUAACUACCGUACAGCACCGA